UAAACCCCUAUCUAAGGCUUAAUCAACCAUCGCAUUCACAGUGCUCCCAAACCCCAAGAGCUGAGUCAUGGAGGCGGCAGGCACGGAAGCGGACGCUGGUACGGAGGAGCCCAGAAAGACGAACAAGAAGGCAAAGAAAGCAAAGGUUAAGAAAGACAAAUGGGGGCAGCCACUGCUCGUCCCUGUCGACGACGCCGAACAAGCGAGUGAAGACGAGCAGUUUCAGUGGACCGUUGGGGAGAAGGCGGUGGUGCCGGAAGAAGGUACCGAAUCUCAUGAACUUACCAAGGUGAUAGUCAGCGGUAUGCCCUACUCCGCGACUGAGAAACAGAUCAGGGACUUGUUCAAGGACAUCGGUCCCGUCGCUCAGCUUCAGCUCUCUCGAUUCCCAGACUCUGGAAACUUCCGUGGCCUCGCCUUUGUCACUUUUCAGGAGGAGGAGAUGGUAACAAAUGCACUCGAAUUGGAUGGAACUAAAAUGGGAAACAGGUUUAUAAAGGUGGAACGGUGCAGAAUUUGUCCUCAGAGAAAGAGGAAAUUUGGGUUUCAGGAUGAACCAAAGAAAGUUGAGGGAUGCUUCUCGGCAUACGUUGGCAAUCUCUCAUGGGACGUUACUGAAGAUGAUAUUAGAGACUACUUCAAAGAUUCUAAGAUUUCUUCGGUGAGAUUAGCUUUGGACAAGACUUCUGGUGUGUCUAGAGGCUUUUGCCACAUUGAUUUUGAAGACGAUGAGUCCCUGGAGGAGGCUAUGAAGAAGAAUCAGCAUGAAUUCCAUGGAAGGGCAGUGAAAAUAGCCUAUGCAAUUAGCAACAGGAACUGAAAUAGGCAUGAAAGCAAGUGGUCUAUGCUUUCUAGGAUCCGGCAAACCAUGGGAUAGUUCAAUUUACAUGGUCAAAUUGCUUGUUAGAACACUUGGAAUAUGGAAAGGCGUCUCUCUUUUUUUUUGCCUGGCAUGAAACUCAAAUUCCAACCUGUAUAAUUAUAGUAGUUGAUCUCGUCUGAAAGUUGAGAAGACAAAAUGGUCAAAAUGAUGUCAUUGAAAUAUUGAUCGAGU
This is a messenger RNA of Zingiber officinale, 1054 nucleotides long. Its product is annotated as phragmoplastin interacting protein 1-like. The record is from RefSeq and is a predicted model, not a curated record. Gene Ontology annotation, molecular function: RNA binding. The transcript has 3 exons. The coding region runs from base 68 to 820 and encodes 250 amino acids. Lineage: Eukaryota; Viridiplantae; Streptophyta; Magnoliopsida; Zingiberales; Zingiberaceae.